AUGGACUUGGUAUUUCCUGGGACUCUGAAUCAGGUCGUGCGCCGCCCAGACACGGCGAUGCGGCCGUUUGUAUCGGCGGAAGGCGAGAGCCCGGUCUCCCCGCGGCUUAUCGUCGAGAUCGAGAUCGGCAACAAAAGUAUACUACAAGCCCAGCAGUAUUGCCGUGAAUACUUCGACCUCAUCCCCCUGCUACGCGCGGCCUUGCUGAUCAAAUUCUUCCCAGCUCGCAACGGAGUCUUUGCGUGCGUGGCGAUUCUGUAUCGUCGAAGUGGCGAUGACGAUGAUGAAGUGGUGGUGGCCGACGUGGUAAACUUCGGAAGUGCUUCCAUACCUGAUUAUGCUGAGCGUGACCUGGAGCAAGAGCCUCGCAUUCUGCCGCUUGCACCGCCGUACAAUCCAAACGAGGCUUCAGUGAGUUCGUGGCGAGCUCACCACCAUCCGUUCGUGGAAAUCCCAGCGGAAGACGUGUUUUACCGAAUUCUCGAGCGGUAUUCAGGGCGCCGUGUCAACCCAAGGGCGCUCCCGGCACUUCGAAUCGACCUCUGGGAAAUCUACCAGCUUGUUGAAGGCAUUCUGUUUUGA
Molecule: messenger RNA, 582 nt
Organism: Phytophthora sojae
Lineage: Eukaryota; Oomycota; Peronosporomycetes; Peronosporales; Peronosporaceae
Exons: 1
Coding region: 1-582 (193 amino acids)
Source: RefSeq, a predicted model, not a curated record